UGGAAGGAAAGUGCAGCCAGGCCCCUAAGGCCCUCUGCUAUCAUGGCCUUGAGACCCGAGGACCCCUCUGCUGGGUUCCAGCAUGGCAAUGUGGUGGCUUUCAUCAACGAGAAAAUGGCCAGACACAUAAAAGGCCCUGAGUUCUACCUGGAGAAUAUAUCCCUGUCCUGGGCGGAGGUGGAAGACAAGCUCAGGGCUAUCCUGGAGAACAGCGCAGUGACCAGCGAGGCCAAAGAGGCCUGUGCCUGGGGUAGCCUGGCCCUGGGCGUGCGCUGUGCCCGCAGGCAGGGCCAGUUACACGCUUGCAGGGUGCAGUGGCUACAAGACUUCACCAAACUGCACAAAUCGGCCUUACAAGCCUUGGCCUCCAACAUGAAGGAGGUUACCGAGAAGCACGAAAUGGAGUGCAAAGAGGCAGCCUAUCAGCUGCAGCUGACGCUGGCCAAACUGGCUGAGGUUCAGAAAGAGAAGGAACUGCUGAGGUGGAAGCUUCUCCAGGCUGAGAUGGUGUCUUCCUGGGAAUGGCAGCAGGUUUCAGAGGAGCCAGGCCUGGCUACUACCAGUGUGUUUGGGGCAGAAGGAGCAGAAGCACAGAUACCAUCCCCACCAUGGGCAGCCUUCGCAGCAGGAGCUCCAUCUCAGGCUGCCUACUGGGGCCCCUCUAUGGAGGGGGCCCAGGGAAGAGAUCCUCAAGAACCCCAGAGAGACCAGAGAGCCUUUGAGCCCCAACAGCUGAGAAGACCUCCAGCAUCUCACAGGCCCGGGGAUUGGAACUGCUCUUGGUGUAACCCUGUGAAUUUUUCAGGGAGGGAAAUUUGCUACCACUGUGGGAGGGGCACCUGGUUACAGAACCCUUAAAUUCAGAAAUGUGAAAUAUAACAAAUAUAUCCCAAAGGGAUAUCAAUAUUUGGUGGGGGGAGGGGCUGUGUUGAGUGGGGGUAAGGGAAUGAGUGGGAGAACAAGACUAGUGGAGUUGGAGGGAGGCAGGGCGGGAGGUGGGAGAGAAAUGCUUUGAUGAUCCUCUUUGUGUUCCAGAGCAACGGUCACCGACCGGUGGUCUGCAGACCACUGGUGGUCCACGAGGUCCGAAAGGUUGGUGACUGCUGGUUUAAGGAAACCUUUGGAGCAGCGUCCACCAACUGUUGGUCCGCGGACCACUGGUGGUCCAUGAGGUCCAAAAGGUUGGCGGCCGCUGUUCCAGAGCAUAAGUAUUCGACACCCAGAAGUGCUGUUUAUUUCUAACUGGAGCUGCUUACUCUUCUGUGGAACCAGAUUAUUUCAAAGUCAGAAAUUGGCACCAGAAGAGCAGUGACAAACCACAGACUGUCAAAGAAAAUGUCAGAACUGGCCAGGGAGAUACCUCAGUGAUUGAUGGGUAGUUGGGAUUCCUGCUCCCAAGAGUAUCCAGGGAUGAACUUAACAAGAAGCUCAUUCAUGUUCUGAAGAUUUGCCACCCCUAAGAGAAUCCCUCAGGGCUAUCUACAGAAGACACCACACCAGCUACAGUCGAGAAGGACUGCUGUGACUAUUCAGCCCAUGACAAGAGAAUCCUCCCCAGUUCCCAGUGAGCAGAACUGGGGACAAUCAAAUGUGAACGUGGAACAAAAGCCACUGCCAAGCCCACAGGUGGAAGGAUGGUGAGGAGUCACACCAGACUGAGACAACUGGAGGAGCCCAGGACAUCACCUGGCCACUGUGGACCUAGAGACUGAAGUUGUCAUGGCCCUGCAACAUCUCUGCAGCAGCUGCAUGUGACUGGGCUAUUUCCUUUUGGGGCAAGUGUGGAUAACCAUCAGAAUUGGGGACAAGAUACCUAGUUUGUACUUAUCAGAAAUAACCUUGGGCUUGUUUAUAUCCUUCUAGGGCAGGGCUUCCCAAACUCAGCACUCUCGACAUUUGGAGUUGGAUAAUUCUAUGUUGCAAAUGGCUGGUACACUGUAGAAUGUUUGGCAGAAUCCCUGGUUUCUACCCUGAUGCCAGUAGCACAUCCCCUAAGUUAUAACAACCAGAAAUGUCUCGAGAUAUUGCCACAUGUCCACUGGGGGGUAAAAUUGUUCCUCGCGGGCAACCAUGGAGGCAAUGAAAUACUUAAGAGUAUUCAGAAUAGGGUGAAGAGAGGUGCCAGGGGAGCAAGUCAGCAGUGCCCAGGGCUGGAGGGGGCCUCUAAGACAGGAGGUAAAAAGUGUUCAUUGGGUCUGGCAUUCACUUUUGAUCUUUGAGCAAAUCUGGGUGGGGGAGAAGCAGAAGCCAAACUGACAGUACUGAGGAGAGAGGGAGCAGGAAGUAAGGAAGUACAGUCAGCGAAGGGAGCUCUUCAAGGACUCCUGGCUGUAAAGGGAAGGAGUGAUGUGAGAUACAUAGCUGAGAGGGUUCUUUUGACUAUGGGAGAAACUGGAGCCAUGGGGAAGGAGACAGUUGAAGAAAGCUUGAAAACACAAGAAAUAUAUAAAAGAAUGGGACAGAUCCUGCCCUACUGCAUUGGAGGACUAUCUAUUCUACUGUUCAAAAAUAUAUGAAAGGUCAAUUUUGUUUUUUGUGAAACAAAACCCCCAAAAGUAUUGUGUAUAUGUAUGCUAUGUAUAUUAAUAGAUGUUUUGUGUGCCUUAUGUUACAGAUUUAUAUUUGAAUAAGCAAAAAAAAGACACUUAGCAAACAAGGUAUUACCUAGGGAGACUGGGAUCAGAGUCAGGGGAUGGAAAGUAGGAGUGGAUGGGUGCGGGGGAUAUAGGGUGCAUUGGGGUUGGUUACAGUAAGGCACUAGGGUGGAGGAAUUGUAUAUCUUCAGGUACUUCUGUGCUGUGUAAAAUGAAAUAAAUGUUCACAAAAAUACAGAAAAAGGAAAU
Myotis lucifugus (little brown bat) is the source of this 2843-nucleotide messenger RNA. RefSeq names its product testis expressed 13B (gene TEX13B). The transcript is spliced from 7 exons. NCBI's taxonomy places the organism in Eukaryota, Metazoa, Chordata, Mammalia, Chiroptera, Vespertilionidae. The record is from RefSeq and is a predicted model, not a curated record. The coding region runs from base 43 to 858 and encodes 271 amino acids.